AUGAGUACUGGAGAUCUUCUUAGCAUUCAGCCCACAGAGCUCAAAUUCCCAUUUGAAGUGAAGAAGCAGAGCUCAUGUUCCUUGCAAUUGACCAACAAAACUGAUAAAUAUGUGGCGUUCAAGGUUAAAACAACCAAUCCAAAAAAAUACUGUGUCCGGCCCAAUGCCGGAAUUGUUUUGCCUGGAACAACAUGUGAUGUUACAGUUACAAUGCAAGCACAAAAAGAGGCACCCCCAGAUAUGCAGUGCAAGGACAAAUUUCUCCUUCAAAGUGUUGUUGCACCAGAUGGUGUAACUCCGAAAGACAUAACGCCUGAAAUGUUCAACAAGGAGGAUGGUAAAGUUGUGGGAGAGUUCAAAUUGCGGGUAGUCUACUUUCCUGCGAAUCCCCCAUCACCUGUCCCUGAAGGAUCUGACGAAGGCUCUUCUCCCAGGGCUUCAGUGCUUGAUAAUGGGAAUCAAAACACUUCCUUGUUUGAUGCUGUAUCAAGAUCUCUUGAGGAACCGAAAGAGAAGUCAUCAGAGGCAUGGUCCAUGAUUUCCAAGUUGACUGAGGAGAAGACCUCUGCUUUGCAACAAAGUCAGAAACUACAUCGUGAACUGGCUGCCAAUAGCAUUACCACCCUUUGA
Molecule: messenger RNA, 630 nt
Organism: Prunus armeniaca (apricot)
Lineage: Eukaryota; Viridiplantae; Streptophyta; Magnoliopsida; Rosales; Rosaceae
Source: the annotation of a GenBank genome assembly